Sphaeramia orbicularis (orbiculate cardinalfish) is the source of this 1063-nucleotide messenger RNA. RefSeq lists its product as uncharacterized. The record is from RefSeq and is a predicted model, not a curated record. The transcript is spliced from 6 exons. Lineage: Eukaryota; Metazoa; Chordata; Actinopteri; Kurtiformes; Apogonidae. The coding region runs from base 36 to 935 and encodes 299 amino acids.
UCGUCCUGCUCCUCUGGGUCAGACUGAAGUUCAACAUGGUAAACGAUGACCUGUUUCGCCGUCUCAAUAACAGGGAGUAUAAAAACUGGAUGAAGGCAGGACGGUGUCUGAUCAUCCUGAAGGAGAACCUGGCUCCUUUCCUCAACCUCCAGAUGAGCGCGUUCCACAGGGAUCUGCUCAACCAAAAUGCGCUUUUACGCAAACACUGUGCGUCUUCGUGCAGGCCGAUCGGAAAUAUGUGCGCGGUGUGUUCUGAGUGGAAAACUGUGAUCCUGUCGCACCACAGACAACCGAAUACAACUGUCAACUGGGACAACUGUGUUCCGUCCAACUGGGGGACGAACCACUGGGAACUGGCCAAGGCUUUUAUGCCACGAGGUCAAGCGAAGGUGAAAGCUGCAGAUCAAUUCGACAUCGCCGCUCUGCUCAACCUCAUCAACUACUGUGACUGGUUUCAUUCCGUGGACCUAAAAGUUGUGCGAGAGGUGAUUAGACACAGGAACGACUUGAUGCACUCUCCUGACUUCCAUGUGAAGGACGAAUGGAUGAAACACUAUACCAUAACUCUGAGAAACCUGCUGCGUCAGUUCCGCCACGUCCCUCAGAUGGCGACGGCUGAGCAGCAGAUCGAUGAGAUGCUGGCUGCUGAUUGGACAAUAUACGUGGACGGUUUGGACCAAAUGGAUUCAACCAACGCAGACAUGGUGGAGGCGGAUUCUGACGGAUGUCACAUGAUCACCGCUGACUUAAUUAGCCAAUGGGAAAGGGAGCUGCUACAGGAGAGACUGGAAGAGCUGCUGGAUGAUGCAGAUGAUACCAAGAUACCAGAUGAUGAUCAGUUGAAGUGUCUGGGCGGUUUCCUGCAGGACAACAGGGAUUUAAGCGAGCACUUUUCAACAGAGCUACAAACCAUCAACUCACUGAGGAAAAGAUAAUAACAGGAAAAAAGAAGUGAAAGGAGAAUGAGAGCAUUAUUUACCGUGUGGACGCUGGGUGCACAUAGAGCCAUUCUGUUACCUCACAAAUGACGGGUGACAAAAUGUAACGAUCUUGUCGCUCAUGG